Messenger RNA from Carassius gibelio (silver crucian carp), 1092 nucleotides. Its product is annotated as olfactory receptor 52K1-like. Gene Ontology annotation, cellular component: membrane. Gene Ontology annotation, biological process: G protein-coupled receptor signaling pathway. Bases 1 to 1092 code for a protein of 363 amino acids. The record is from RefSeq and is a predicted model, not a curated record. Gene Ontology annotation, molecular function: olfactory receptor activity; G protein-coupled receptor activity. Lineage: Eukaryota; Metazoa; Chordata; Actinopteri; Cypriniformes; Cyprinidae. The transcript is spliced from 4 exons.
AUGGAGGUCCGUCGACCCAGCGACACCACCAUGACUUCCAGCUCCCUUAUCUCCACCGUGGCCCUUCAGUCCACCAGCUCCACUGGGCUCCCUCAUCUCUCCUGCUCCACAGCGGCCUUCCAGAUCCCCAUCUCCACCUCGGUCACCAGAGCCAUCUGCUCCUCCUUGGCUCGACGGCUCUCUGUCUCCACCUUGGGCUCCACCACUACCUGCUCCGCUGCCACCGGAUGCCCCCCCCCUCGAGUUGUCAGUCCUUCCUCCACCACUGCUCCUACUUCCGUCAGCUCCACCAUGGGUCGCCUUCAUGGCUGCAGCCUGGGGCCCGCUUGGCUCCUUUUUGCACCAAGUCCCCAUGAACACCAUCAGAUCAUCAUGUCAUCAGGAAACAUCAGCUUUGUUAAGGACUUUUUUAUCGUUGGUUUUCCUGGGCUUCAGCCAGGAUACUAUGGUGCAGUGGCUGCUCUGCUGCUUUUUGCCUAUGUGUGUAUCUUAGUGGGGAACGGAAUAUUUAUAGCACUUUUUACUCGAGAAAAAUGCCUUCAUAAACCUAUGUAUUAUAUCAUCUUAAACCUGGUUGUAAGUGACUUAUUAUUCAGCACCACUACCUUACCAAAGAUUUUUGCUAGAUACUGGUUCCAAGAUGGUAGUAUUUCAUUCACUGGUUGCUUCAUGCAGAUGUAUUUUGUGCACUAUUUUGGUUCAGUCAAUUCUGUUAUCCUGGCAAUAAUGGCCUUUGACAGGUACGUAGCCAUAUGUAAUCCCCUAAGAUAUCCUAAUAUAGUAAUAAAGUUGAACAUUUCUCUGUCUUUGGCUUACCUUCUGCCUUACUGUUCAGGAAACAUAAUUAUACACUGUUACUGUGAUCACAUUUCUAUCAAAUCACUUGCAUGCACUAACAGGGCACUGUACAAAGUUCCAACCUUUGCAUUUGCUAUGAUUGUUUUACUCGGUCCCCUGGCCUUCAUAGUUUUCUCUUACUGUGUCAUCAUUGUGGUAGUUUUGCAUAUAUCGAGCACUCAAGGAAGGCUGAAGUCUUUCUCUACCUGCAGUCCAUAUGACAUACGGAUAUCAUCACAAAUUAAAAGAAUAUAA